This is a messenger RNA of Exophiala spinifera, 1884 nucleotides long. Its product is annotated as ATP-dependent RNA helicase has1. NCBI's taxonomy places the organism in Eukaryota, Fungi, Ascomycota, Eurotiomycetes, Chaetothyriales, Herpotrichiellaceae. Bases 1 to 1884 code for a protein of 627 amino acids. The record is from RefSeq and is a predicted model, not a curated record. Gene Ontology annotation, molecular function: RNA helicase activity; ATP binding; nucleic acid binding. Gene Ontology annotation, cellular component: nucleolus. The transcript has 2 exons. Gene Ontology annotation, biological process: maturation of LSU-rRNA from tricistronic rRNA transcript (SSU-rRNA, 5.8S rRNA, LSU-rRNA).
AUGGAUCCUCACGGAGAGAAGUCGAAGAAACGAAAGAGGAAGCAUGCGAAGUUGGCAAGUACAUCAGUAGAGACUGCGGUCGCAGCACCUUCAGCCGCCACGAAGAAAACCCAUCCUUCAACAGAUCAAGUCAGAGAAAAGAGCAAAAAGAGACGGAAAACUUCACAUACCAGCGACGAUGAAUCUGAUGAUGGCGAGGGAGGGAAGUCGUCAGAACAAGAAGAACCAGUGUCCACAAAGGUUCCAAACGGCACAGAGAUAGAGAAUGACGCCAACGUCAGCGACGACGGAUCCUCUGCUGAGGACGACACCGCCGGUCCUGAACUCGAAGAAGCCACUGAUACGGUUAACAGAAGCACUGAGCACCCAGCUGCAGACUCAGAUCUACCCACGGACGUCGCCCCCUCACUCCCUGGCUCUGAUGCCACGCCACAAUCUUUCAGCGACCUGUCUCUGUCCGAGCGCACUAUGAAAGCCCUCACGGAUAUGAACUUCACUCAGAUGACGGAAAUCCAAAGACGAGGAAUACCCCCUUUGCUAGCCGGUCGCGAUGUUCUGGGUGCCGCAAAAACUGGGUCAGGAAAAACACUGGCUUUCCUCAUCCCGGCCAUCGAGAUGCUCCACGCCCUGCGCUUCAAGCCUCGUAACGGCACCGGUGUCGUCGUCGUCAGUCCCACCCGCGAACUUGCGCUCCAGAUAUUCGGAGUCGCACGUGAACUGAUGGCGCAUCACACUCAAACCUUUGGCAUUGUGAUCGGUGGAGCCAACAGAUCCGCCGAAGCAGAGAAAUUGACCAAGGGCGUCAACCUCCUCAUCGCGACGCCCGGCCGCCUCCUGGACCAUCUGCAGAACACUAAAGGCUUCGUGUACAAGAACGUGAAAGCGCUCGUGAUCGACGAAGCCGACCGGAUUUUGGAGGUCGGAUUCGAAGACGAAAUGCGCCAGAUCGUCAAGAUCCUGCCCAAGGAAGACCGACAGACAAUGUUGUUCUCGGCAACGCAAACGACCAAGGUCGAGGACCUCGCUCGGAUCUCCCUCAGGCCAGGCCCGCUGUACAUCAACGUCGACCACAAGAAGGAGCACAGCACGGUCGAAGGUCUCGAGCAAGGCUACGUCAUCUGCGACAGCGACAAACGCUUUCUGUUGCUCUUCAGCUUCCUGAAGCGUAACCUGAAGAAGAAGGUCAUCGUCUUCAUGUCCAGCUGCAACUGCGUCAAGUAUCACGCAGAAUUGCUCAACUACAUCGACCUGCCUGUGCUCGAGCUCCACGGGAACCUGAAGCAGCAAAAACGAACGAACACAUUUUUUGAGUUCUGCAACGCAAAGGCCGGCACCAUGGUCUGCACUGACGUCGCCGCCAGAGGCCUCGACAUUCCCGCCGUCGACUGGAUCGUGCAGUUCGACCCCCCCGACGACCCGAGAGAUUACAUCCACCGCGUGGGACGGACCGCACGGGGCUCCAACGGCAAGGGGCGCAGUCUCAUGUUCCUGCAGCCCAGCGAGGUCGGGUUCCUGAGCCACUUGAAAGAAGCGAGAGUCCCUGUCGUCGAGUUCGAUUUCCCCGCGAAGAAGCUGUUGAACAUCCAAAGUCAGUUGGAGAAACUGAUUACCCAGAACUAUUAUUUGAACAAGUCCGCAAAAGACGGCUACAGAUCAUAUCUCCAGGCUUAUGCGUCGCACAGUCUGCGGUCUGUCUUUGACGUGAACAAGCUCGACUUGGUGAAAGUGGCCAAGAGCUUUGGUUUCGCGACGCCGCCCAGGGUGGAUAUCCAACUGGGCGCCAGCAUGCAGAGGGAUAAGAAGCAAGGUGGUCGGAGAACGUACGGGAGCCAACCGAGACAGAACGGUCACGGGUUGAAAUUCAAAAGAAGAAAUGGUGAAUGA